AUGGAUCUAAAGGCGGGCCCGACGCACGCACCACGACUUUAUUUCGACCCAGAUACGGGAAGCUGGAGGAGAUUCCAAAAGACAACCUCCAGAACCAUCAUCAUGCCUCCAGAUGGAGAGAAGAAGUCUGUGGGGGGCUUCAAACCGAAGGCAAACCCCGCAAUUGAGAGGCUUCCUGAUGAAAUCAUUGAACAAAUCUUGCAGCUCACCAACCCGAACGGAUUCGCAUCGCUGAUUGUAUUAAAUCGAAAAUGGCGCGUGGUAUCACAGCAGGCACAUCUGUACACACACCACCUAGCUCGAUGCCCCUCCUACUCUGCAAUACACCAUGCAUUCAUGGUCCCAGCGGACGAAGAUAGCCUACCACGACUUCGCAGACUCUUCGCGCAGGAGAUUAAACGAAACCUAUUUGAAGCAUACCUACGGCCACAAGAGACAGUCAUCAGUCUGGUGUCAACCUCUAUAAGUUCUUCCUCCGCGCCCGGUGGUGAAGCUUUUCAUUUCAGUCUGUCUCCAGGAGGACAUUACGUAUUGGCAUAUAGCUCUUCACGAAUCCAUAUAUUAGAUGUGACAGGGCCAGAGGUUACGAUUAAACGCGAGCUGAAGAUCUUGCGGAGACCAGCUUCAACGACUAUCACAGACGAUGGCUCGUUGUUGGCCGUUCUAUCAACAGACCUUCAAAUUGAUCUAUACGACCUGACAGGCGAGCACCCCAAGCAUACCUGUGCUAUUGCUUUGGACCAUACCCCCCGAACCAUCGCCUUGUCACCUACAGGGGCAGUAUUGGCUGCCGCGUAUGAUUCGGGAGUCGAAGUCUCAUCACUCGAGCCAGAGAGAACAAGUACGGAACGGAGAGCGGUGAAAUGCUAUGGCGUAGACUCCUUGGCUUUUUCGAAGGAUGGAACACAACUUCUUGGAAGUACUAUGCAGUCACGAAAUCCCAGCACAGUUGUUCUCACAGCACCUUAUUACAAUCCCGGUGCGAGUUUACCAGAGGAGAGCGUUAGUGCUCUAUGGACGACAUCUAUACUUUUCCCUAAUGGAAGUCGAGAUUGUUCGCAUGCGGUACUGCUUCCCAGCGCCACAGAUUACGAGGCAAGCUGGACGUUCACAUAUGACCGAGUGUUUGAGACGUUCCGAGCUGUCCGGAUCGACGAUCUUCGCAAUGGAACGACGUACUUUACUGGCCCAACAGCUGAGUCUGGUUCGAUCCUAAAGCUACUUCCCAGCACUCUACCAGCCGCUAGUAAAUUAGGAGAUCUAGUCGCUGCAGGAUUCCAGGGAUCCAUUUGGCUAUAUGGAGUCCCUGAAGAUCUAGAGGCAUUACCGAACCCUAGCAAUGCAGCAAAUAGCAAUUCAGAUAGUGAAGCUAGCACACCUUUGAGUCAGGCAGGACGCCGCAACAGUGCUCCGUCACUGCGUUCUGGCAACAGACUACGUGAGAGCAUUGGUAGGACUCCGCAGUGGCAGCUUUUGUGCGAUCGUGCUCGGAACACAUUCGUGGAAGGUCGGAAUAUUGGAAGUCUCGAUCGUGUCAGCGCGAUGGCUUGGGUCAACGAUAUGCAAACGUCAUUUCAUGGCGAAAGACUGGUGGCUGUGGCACCGGGCAUUGUAAACACAUCCCCUAUAAGCGAAGACGAUGGAAUGAGCCCUAUCGAUGGAGGCCGCAUUUCAAUACUCGAUUUUGACUAUGCAGCGACAGAUGGAAAGAAAAGAAUAAUCACCAUUGAAGUGGGAAACAACGAACCUGAGAUUUUGGAAGAGGAACAUAGGGACUUGGACACCGAGGUUGCUAUUGUAAGGAGAAGGACUGUUGCACGGCGCAGAGGGAAUCGUGUCUCCCGUGCAGUAACGUCAGCUACCCAAGAUCUGCACCCUGAGCCACCUCCAGUGCCGAGGGUCGAUCAUGAUCUGGGAGAUCCAUAUGCGGCUCCAAGUAACUUAGCCCAAAGAAGGGCAAGCCAGCACACCGUUAUAGCUGAGCACUCCGAGACUUCAUCUGUUUAUGAGGACCUAGAGGCAUUUGACGCCCCGUACUCUCACACCAGUCCUCGAUCUGGCACGACUCUUCGACGCGCUGCAACUGCUGCUGCAGUGAACCGGCGACUACACCCGCGUUCCGUUGCGCAGGAACAUAUCGAAUAUCGUCGAGCAGAUGGACGCGAAGAACAUCCCCAUGAAAGUGACGCAGACAAUUGGGUCCCACCUCCUCCACCUUACACAAAAGAUCCAGUACCACCGCUGCCUGAGCAUAUCCAGAGAUCGAUUUUAGCAGAGGCUGCUGCCGCCUCCAACCUUCAGCGUGCACAAACUCACCGCCCUUCAAGUUUCGCAAGUUUCGACUUCCCCAGUCCAAACUCUGGUGGCUUAUCUCGAUCCCGUACAAUUGCUUCCACUAGUUCUCGUGGAUCGAGGAGAGAAACCUAUUCAUUUCAUAGGAGUAUGAGUGAUACGACUACACAGACGAUGGACCGACUAUCGUUGGAGGAAGAGCGUCCGCGGCCAGUAACGAUGGCUCCUGACGAUUUUGAUGAUCUUUACGAUGUAUCUCCACCUGGAACUCCUCCACCUGCUCUUCGAAGGGAACCAGAAAGUCGAAUGAAUACAGACAAUCGAAGAGAACCAGAGAAUACGGAACUAAGCACUAGCGAACGGGCUGCUAGAGACCGAGUCAAUUGGGAGCGAAUAAACUGGGAGCAGGCGAACAGGGAACAGGCGAAUAGAGAACAGGCGAAUAGGGAUCUGACCAAUAGGCAGCAGGCCAAUUAUGAGCGCGCAGAAAGAGAGCGAGGUCAAAUAGAGAGGAUACCAGAAACCAGAGCAGAAGUCACCACAGCGCCAGUUAACCAGAUUACGAGGCGACCUGUUGGGGCUCCCACAAACGACACUGUUUCUUCCCCUAUUCCUUCUCCCUCGCCAGAAAUGAUAGCUACUCUGCAACAGCCUGUCUCUCCUGCUCCCCUUGGUACACAGCCGACCGACGUUAUCUUGGACCGUCGUUUGCGAGAUUGGGAAGAUGCGUCAGGAGCAGGAACCGAACAAAGUUCUGAUAUCACUUUGCCAUUAAGGCCAAAUCGAGAAUCGGUUCGCAAAGAAGUACCUACUAGGUCAACUCAAGAGCACCACUUAACUAAGCUACCUCCUCAAGCUCCAGUAGCGCAGAACCGACGGCAGUUCAUCGAAUCACAACCAUCUGCUCCCGUACGGUAUUCUCAUGUUCCGCAAGCAAGCCCAGAGUCGGAGCCGGAGCCUUUGCUACAAAGACGAGCGGAAACCCUUCCCGCCAAUGGUAGCCUGCAAGGAAUGUCCGAGGAGCCUCUUCCCAUCUGGAAACGAAGUGACACCGCCCCCGUGAACACCACCCGCUCAGUCAGCGGUCCCGCAUCCUCAGGCCCCGGAUUCUCCUCUCCAAGCCCUGAACAACUGGCCCGCCUAAACAACCGCACUGGCCGACCCCUCAGCAUAAUCGACCCCUCGCGCCCUCCGCGCCGCCUUUCGGGAAGUUCCAUGGGCCCCCAAGGGCCCGCAGGACGUAGCACCGACCGCCAAACCUGGGGCACCAACCAAAGCCCCUCGCAACACGAACAGGCCCACUCUUACAUGGCCCCUCGUGUAGCAGUUGGUUCCCGUCCCUUCACAUCCCCACCUGACCAUCGCAGCAGUUUCGGGUCCCGCCAGGCCAGUUUCUCGCCCCUAAGACCAGCACCCCCUAUGCCAAGACUGGAGACGAUACACAGCGCGAGGGAGCAACACGAGCCUUCUGCAUACUACACACAGAAAUCAACAAUUAGCAGACAGCUAAGUAGAGCGGAGCGCAGUGCGGCGAAGAAUAUCAAAGAUGCGAAGAAGAGGGGGUGGAGGCAGAGUAUGCGCGAGAAGAAGACGUUGAAGAAGGAUAGGGAUGGGGCUAGUAGUGCGGGGUGGACGGAUGUUAGUGAGGGGGCUGGAGUCAGGAGGAAUGGGAAAAGGGAGGGGAAGUGUGUUGUUAUGUGA
Lachnellula hyalina is the source of this 3993-nucleotide messenger RNA. RefSeq lists its product as uncharacterized. The record is from RefSeq and is a predicted model, not a curated record. NCBI's taxonomy places the organism in Eukaryota, Fungi, Ascomycota, Leotiomycetes, Helotiales, Lachnaceae. Bases 1 to 3993 code for a protein of 1330 amino acids. The transcript is spliced from 2 exons. Gene Ontology annotation, molecular function: protein binding.